AUGUUUAUUAUUUAAAACUUUGAAAAGAAUAUUUUUCGUAAUGAAUCUAUCAGCUUAAUAUUAUAUACAAGUUCAUAAAUCUACUCUAUCGUAAAUUUUCAAUCCAAUACCGCGUCUAACAUUCUGCUCUCGAUCUCAUAUCAUAAGCCUAUGUAAUAAGCUCUAUUCUAUGCAAUAUAAUCAGUCAUUCAGACUUCGCUAGAAAUUAUAUACAUAUAGUGUUCUGUGUUGAUCCUAGUCGGCCAGUCCCACAUAAUUUUGAAUUUCUCACUGAAUUUAAAUAUUUGUAAUAUUUAGAAAUUGAACGUUGUUUGGCUAUGAAAACAAUAAUUAUUGUUAUCAUAAGAGACUCUAUGAUUGGUGACGAUAUGUAUAAUGAUGUUUAAUUAUUAUACGAAUGUUUUAAGCUCUUCUACAUUUUCUAUGUUGGAAGGAAAACUUGACAAUCGAAUUCUUAAAUCUAUAAAUGCAUUAGGAUUUGAGAAACCUACAGAAAUUCAAGUAAAGGUUUUGCCUCACAUGUUACUUGGUGAAGAUGUUAUUGUAGCUGCCAAAACUGGUAGUGGAAAAACACUUGCUUUUUUAAUUCCAGCUAUUGAAUGUUUAUUGAAGCAUAAAUUUACUAAAUCUCUUGGUACUGGCUGCAUCAUAAUUUCUCCAACAAGGGAACUUGCAUUACAAACUUUUCAAAUACUUAGUAAAUUACUUAAUAAUAUAAAUCUGUCACAUGCCUUAAUUGUAGGAGGUAUUAAGAAAUCAAAAGAACUAUUAGCUCUUCAAAAAGGUGUGAAUAUAGUUGUUGGUACACCUGGAAGAAUAUUAGAUCAUUUAAAGAAUACCAAGGAGUUCAAUACUCAUAACUUGAAAUGCCUAAUAUUAGAUGAAGCUGACAAAUUACUUGAAGCAGGAUUUCAACAGCACAUUGCAGGCAUAAUCAAAGAUUUACCUCAAAAGAGACAAACUGGUUUAUUUAGUGCCACCAUAGAUGAUAAAGUAAAAAACUUGGCUCGUCUUGCCUUAAAGGAAAAGCCGGUGUUAGUUGCACUCACUGAUGAAAAGCAAUCUACAGUUGUGGGUCUCAAACAAGGUUACUUCAUUUGUCCAGUAGAAGAGAGGAUACCAUGGCUAUACAAAAUGUUGAAGAAGGCAAAGAAAUUAAAAGUACUAGUAUUCUUUUCAUCAUGUAAAUCUGUUGAUUUUCAUUAUGAAUUCUUUAUGUAUUGUAAAGCUCCCGUUAUAAGGAUACAUGGAAAAUUAAGUCAAUGUCAACGAAAGGAGGCUUAUCAAAGUUUUGUUGAAGCGAAAAAUGGUGUUCUUUUCUGUACUGAUGUAGCUGCAAGGGGAUUGGACAUUCCAGCCGUUGACUGGGUUGUUCAGUUUGACCCACCCACAGAUGUUAAGGAAUACAUACAUAGAGUGGGUCGUACAGCCAGAGGUCUGAAUAACACUGGAAAUGCUGUGAUCCUUCUCCGACCGGAAGAGGAAAUUUUUACCCAAUAUUUAGAAAAGAAAAAGAUUUAUUUGGAUAAAUACACAUUUGAUCCACCUCAAGAUGGUGUUAAAAAAAUGUUGGAAGACCUCAUACAAAAGAAUGGAGUGAUGAAAACGUUAGCUCGAAAGGCGUACUUAUCGUCACUCAGAUGUUACAAUAAACAUUCACUAAAUACAGUGUUUAAUAUUAAGAAAUUGGACUUGAAAUUGGCGGCGCGAGCUUUUGGAUUCCUGGAACAACCUCACGUAGACUUUCUAAACAACAGAAAGAAGAAGAAAGGAAAAUAACUAGAUUAUUCCCUUUUUUAAGUUUAAGUAAGAAACGAAUAAAAAAUAUACUAA
Messenger RNA from Pieris rapae (cabbage white), 1833 nucleotides. Its product is annotated as ATP-dependent RNA helicase DDX18. Gene Ontology annotation, molecular function: RNA helicase activity; ATP binding; nucleic acid binding. The transcript is spliced from 10 exons. The coding region runs from base 376 to 1779 and encodes 467 amino acids. Lineage: Eukaryota; Metazoa; Arthropoda; Insecta; Lepidoptera; Pieridae. Gene Ontology annotation, cellular component: nucleolus. The record is from RefSeq and is a predicted model, not a curated record. Gene Ontology annotation, biological process: maturation of LSU-rRNA from tricistronic rRNA transcript (SSU-rRNA, 5.8S rRNA, LSU-rRNA).